Messenger RNA from Camelina sativa (false flax), 1882 nucleotides. NCBI's taxonomy places the organism in Eukaryota, Viridiplantae, Streptophyta, Magnoliopsida, Brassicales, Brassicaceae. The record is from RefSeq and is a predicted model, not a curated record.
GGUGAAAAAUCACUUUGUGGGUCUCACCUUUCUCAAAUCCCCCCAAUCAUAAGCCAUUCCGACGACGAUACACACUCUGUUUUUUUUUUGGUUUCUUUCUCUUCUUGAAUCGGCAAGGGAAGAAGCUAUGAUCAUGUACGGAGGAGGAGGAGGAGGAGCAGGGAAGGACGGUGGAUCCACCAAUCACAUAUCAGACGGAGGAGUGGUAUUGAAGAAAGGUCCAUGGACGGCGGCUGAAGAUGAGAUACUUGCUGCGUACGUUAGAGAGAACGGUGAAGGAAACUGGAACGCUGUUCAGAAAAACACAGGUUUGGCUCGUUGCGGCAAAAGCUGCCGUCUUCGAUGGGCUAAUCACCUCCGUCCUAAUCUCAAAAAAGGUUCUUUCACCGGCGAUGAAGAACGUCUCAUCAUUCAGCUUCAUGCUCAGCUUGGUAACAAAUGGGCUCGCAUGGCUGCUCAGUUGCCGGGGAGAACAGACAACGAGAUCAAAAACUAUUGGAACACGCGUUUGAAACGCCUUCAUCGCCAAGGACUUCCUCUUUAUCCUCCAGAUAUUAUCCCUAACCAUCAACUCCAUCCACAUCCACAUCAUCAACAACAACAACAUCAUCAUCAACAACAACAACAGCAUAACCAUCAUCAUCAGCAAAUGUAUUUUCAACCACAAUCUUCACAACCAAAUACACCAUCAUCCUCACCUCUUCCAUCUCCAACACCACUAAACGCAAACGCAAAUUCCCCAUCAUCCUUCACUUUCCAUACACCAACCGCUAAUCUCCUCCAUCCACUUAGCCCUCACACUCCAAACAGACCGCAAACUCCUUCUCAACUCUGUUCCACACCGCCUCCACCGCUACUUUCCUCUCCUUUAUCUUCCCCUCGCAACAACCAAUACCCGACUCUUCCUCUCUUCGCCCUCCAACAUUCCCAAACCAACAACAACGACACAAAUUUCACUUUCCCUAGACCUCCACCUCUCCUUCAACCGCCUUCAUCGCUCCUCGCUAAACGAUACAAAAAUGCUAAUACUCCUCUCAAUUGCAUCAACCGCGUCUCAACCGCACCAUUUUCCCCUGUUUCAAGAGAAUCCUACACUUCCUUUCUAACAUUGCCUUACCCUUCCCCAACCUCUCAAACCGCUACUUACCACAACACUAAUAACAAUUACUCGUCUUCUCCUUCCUUCUCUUUAAACCCUUCAUCUUCUUACCCUACAACAACUUCUUCCCCAAGUUAUCUCCACUCCCAUUACACUCCUUCUUCCACCUCCUUUCAUACCAGCCCGGUUUACUCCAUGAAACAAGAGCAGCUCCCUUCAAACCAAAUUCCCCAAAUAGAUGCCUACAAUAACAUCAACAACUUCACAGACAAUGAGAGACAAAAUCAUAACCUUAACAGUUCUGGUGUUCAUAGAAGAAGUAGUAGCUGCAGCCUCUUAGAGGAUGUCCUUGAAGAGGCUGAGGUUUUAGCCGCUGAAGGCAGAGAUCGUCCCUCGAAACGAAGACAACUCACAGCUUCUCCUCCGAACCACAACAACAACAACAACAAUGAUAACAACAACAGCGACAAUUUCUUCUCGGUUAGUUUCGGACACUAUGAUUCUUCUGACAACUUAUGUUCCUUACAAGAUUUGAAACGGCAGGAAGAUGAGUCUCUUCAAAUGAACACAAUGCAAGAAGACAUAGCUAAGCUUCUUGAUUGGGGAAGUGAUAGUGGAGAGAUCUCUAACGGACAAUCAUCUGUUGUCACUGACGAGAAUCUUGUUCUUGAUGUUCAUCAAUUCGCUUCACUAUUCCCGGCUGAUUCUACAGCCGUGGUAACCGCAACAAACGACCAUCACAACAACAACAAUAAUAAUAAUUGCUCCUGGGGAUUAAGCUAG